Molecule: messenger RNA, 3136 nt
Organism: Gopherus evgoodei (Goodes thornscrub tortoise)
Lineage: Eukaryota; Metazoa; Chordata; Testudines; Testudinidae
Gene: PAX6
Product: paired box 6
Exons: 12
Coding region: 748-2061 (437 amino acids)
Biological process (GO): anatomical structure development; regulation of transcription by RNA polymerase II
Molecular function (GO): RNA polymerase II cis-regulatory region sequence-specific DNA binding; DNA-binding transcription factor activity, RNA polymerase II-specific
Source: RefSeq, a predicted model, not a curated record
UCUGAGGCUCUUUUCCUCCAUGUCCUGUUAAAUCAGUAGCAGUGCGGCUGGUUCUCAAGACCUCCUCCGGCGCCCCCCCCGCCCCAGAAUGACGUCAGUUUCCCUCCCCUCCUGAUUUUUUUUGGAAGAGGGGGAAAAGUUUUUUUGGGAGGGGAUACAAAGUCCACUGCGCCCUAGGGAAAAUAGCAACAAGAUUACCGCGUCUUUAUUCUGGAGACGAAGCCUAAGAAGGUGCUAAUCCAAAGAGUGGCUAAUUGAGAAGUUGUAAAAAUGAUAUUUGCCUGCAGUUCCGGACAAAGUAUUUUUUUUCUUUCCCCCCCACUUAAUACCCUGUGGACGAGAGUUUAAAAAAAAUCCUUGGUUAGAGAGAGCGAGCGAGAAAAGCGAGGAGUCGGCGGACUUCACUCCAGAAAAGGACUAGAUCCCAGCUUUUAAAAUCCCCUUGGAGCCUCCCAGAUUUGUCGCUCUUACAAACAGAAGCAUUCUCCAAAAUGCGAGCGGAGGGGACUCGCAUCUUGGGAGAGCAAUAGCUACCAGGGUCUUUUCGGGACAAUUUGCCAAGUUGUCUCGCAAGCAGCAGCAGCAGCACUCUGGGGAAGGAGACAAGCAGGACAUUGGAAUUCAAGAUCACACAACCAGCAGCUUCAGUGGAGAAAAACUAUUUUACUGGCAACUCUUUUUAAAGCACCAUCAUUUCAAAUCAGUGCGCUCUUAAACUAUUGACAGGAGCUUUGACAACAAGACAGGAUGCCUCAUAAAGGUCACAGCGGAGUGAAUCAGCUCGGCGGUGUGUUUGUCAACGGGAGACCACUGCCAGAUUCAACCAGACAGAAAAUAGUGGAACUAGCGCAUAGUGGGGCUCGUCCGUGCGAUAUCUCCAGAAUCCUGCAGACCCAUGCAGAUGCAAAAGUCCAAGUGCUGGACAAUCAAAACGUGUCGAAUGGAUGUGUGAGUAAAAUUUUGGGCAGGUAUUACGAAACUGGCUCCAUCAGACCCAGGGCAAUCGGAGGUAGUAAACCAAGAGUAGCGACUCCAGAAGUUGUAAGCAAAAUAGCGCAGUAUAAACGAGAGUGCCCCUCCAUCUUUGCGUGGGAGAUUCGAGACAGAUUACUAUCAGAGGGGGUCUGUACCAACGAUAAUAUACCCAGUGUAUCAUCAAUAAACAGAGUUCUACGCAACCUGGCUAGCGAAAAGCAACAGAUGGGUGCAGAUGGGAUGUAUGACAAGCUAAGAAUGCUGAAUGGUCAGACAGGGACGUGGGGCACCCGACCCGGAUGGUACCCCGGUACGUCAGUGCCAGGACAGCCUACUCAAGAUGGCUGUCCACAACAGGAAGGAGGAGGUGAAAACACAAACUCCAUCAGCUCUAAUGGAGAAGAUUCAGAUGAGGCCCAGAUGAGACUUCAGCUGAAAAGAAAGCUGCAGAGAAAUAGGACAUCAUUUACCCAAGAGCAAAUUGAAGCCCUUGAGAAAGAAUUUGAGAGGACUCAUUAUCCUGAUGUGUUUGCCAGGGAGAGACUAGCUGCCAAAAUAGACCUACCUGAAGCAAGAAUACAGGUGUGGUUUUCCAACAGGAGAGCAAAAUGGAGAAGGGAAGAAAAACUGAGGAAUCAGAGAAGACAAGCCAGCAACACACCCAGCCAUAUCCCCAUCAGCAGUAGUUUCAGCACAAGCGUCUACCAACCAAUCCCGCAACCUACCACACCCGUUUCCUCUUUCACAUCAGGUUCAAUGUUGGGCAGAACAGACACUGCGCUAACAAACACAUACAGUGCUCUGCCACCUAUGCCUAGCUUCACAAUGGCUAACAACCUGCCUAUGCAACCCCCAGUACCCAGCCAGACCUCCUCCUACUCUUGCAUGCUGCCGACUAGUCCGUCAGUGAAUGGGCGGAGCUAUGAUACGUACACACCUCCUCACAUGCAAACACACAUGAACAGCCAGCCAAUGGGCACCUCUGGAACCACUUCAACAGGUCUUAUUUCACCUGGUGUGUCAGUUCCAGUUCAAGUUCCUGGCAGUGAACCUGAUAUGUCUCAAUACUGGCCAAGAUUACAGUAAAACAUGUGUUAAUUCUGUAAAUGACUAUAUGGACAACAGUUGGAUGUUCAGCAGUAUUUUAUAAAGGAAGAAUGGCUUCUGUACUGCAACUGUGCCCUAUUCUGUAACACAUGGAAAAGACUUUAACAUGGACCUUUGUACACUGAAGGCAUUAUAUCAGUUGGAACAAAUCUUCAUUUUGGUAUCCAAACUUUUAUUCAUUUUGGUGUAUUAUUUGUAAAUGGGCAUUUGUAUGUUAUAAUGAAAAAAAUAAGAACAAUGUAGACUGGAUGGAUGUUUGAUCUGUGUUGGUCAUGAAGUUGUUUUUAAAAAAAAAAAAGAGGAAGCCGUGAUCAACAAGCUUUGCCACGAAUUUAAGAGUUUUAUCAAGAUAUAUCGAAUACUUCUACCAAUCUGAUUAUAGAUUCAGGACUGAUGUUCCAAGCUUGUAUCAUUCCAUUGCAUAUAAUUAAACCUGGAACAAUACGCACUAGAUUUAUGUAAGAAAAAUAUCUGUUGAUAUUUCCAAAGGUUGUUAACAGAUGAAGCUUAUGUGCAAACAAAGGGUAAAAGAGAACUUCAAUGAAGAAAAAAGUUUGAUAGAUAAAAGGUAGAUUGUGUCUUCGAUAUAAUCCAAUUUGUUUUAUGUCAAAAUGUAAGUAUUUGUCUUCCCUAGAAAUCUCCCAGAAUGAUUUCUAUAAUAAAGUUAAUUUCAUUUAUAUUUGACAAGAAUAUUCUAUAGAUGUUUUAUACACAUUUUCAAGCAUCAUACAUUUCUUUUUUGGUCGGCAAAAGUUAAUUGUUCUUAGAUAUAGUUGUACUAUUGAUCACAGUCCAAUCAUUUUUGUGCAUCUAGAAUUCAUUCCUAACCAAUUAAAAGUGCUUGCAAGAGUUUUAAACUUAAGUGUUUUGAAGUUGUUCACAACUACAUAUCAAAAUUAACCAUUGUUGAUUGUAAAAACCAUGCCAAAGCCUUUGUAUUUCCUUUAUUAUACUAUUUUCUUUUUAACCUUAUAGUGUGGUGGUGCAAAUUUUGUUACCCUAUUAGGUUAACAUUAUAUAUUGACUGAGUGUUAGUUUGAAUUUAUUUUCAAUA